Messenger RNA from Dromaius novaehollandiae (emu), 2352 nucleotides. Its product is annotated as T-cell surface glycoprotein CD3 epsilon chain. NCBI's taxonomy places the organism in Eukaryota, Metazoa, Chordata, Aves, Casuariiformes, Dromaiidae. Gene Ontology annotation, cellular component: alpha-beta T cell receptor complex; external side of plasma membrane; membrane. Gene Ontology annotation, biological process: cell surface receptor signaling pathway; positive thymic T cell selection. Bases 300 to 896 code for a protein of 198 amino acids. The record is from RefSeq and is a predicted model, not a curated record. Gene Ontology annotation, molecular function: transmembrane signaling receptor activity. The transcript is spliced from 8 exons.
UUAACCUUCAGAAAUGCUCACUUUAAAAGUUGUUAGGAUGGUCCUGAAGGCAAAUCUAACUUGGGCUUGUUUAUCUCUCCUACUGCUCCUGAGGCGGUUACAGCAGUUCUGCAGAGUCCUGAACUGGGCUGGUGCAGAGCAGCCAACCCUUGCUGUCAAUGACGUUCAGAAGUGAAGACAUUUUGAACCUCCGCACUUCCUGGCAUGCGUUUAUUUUAUCAUACGUGUUCUGUGUCUUACUUGGCUGCCUGCAGGUUUCACUGGAAACACCAGACUCAGUGAUGCCGAUUUGAUCAGGAAUGGCAGAGAAGAGCAGGAGGAGGAACACAAGGAUGAGGUUUGAGCUUUCCUUGCUUCUUCUGGGGCUCAUGCUGUGCGUGGUUGGCACCGCUGCACAGGAGGAGGAUGCUGAAGCAGAGGAAGGCCCAGCUCCCGGUCAAGAAUUCCUGGUGGAGAUUUCUGGAACUACAGUGACCAUCACGUGUCCCAUAACUGAGAGCAACAUAGUCUGGAAGUCAACUUUGUCAAAACCAGAUGACAAUGUUAGGAAAUACGUCAUAGAGAAUUAUGACAGCUCUCCUGUCAAUGUGAGUUGUUCUUCAGGUGAUCAGAAGCAUAGUAUGUACCUGAAUGCCAGAGUGUGCACAAAUUGUGAGGAGCUGGAUACCUUAGCUGUGAUGGGGAUCAUCACUGCAGACCUUCUCAUCACCCUUGGGGUACUGAUUCUGGUCUAUUACUUCAGCAAGGACAGGAAGGGGAAAGCCAGCGCUGGUGCCGGCAGCCGGCCACGAGGCCAGAAGAUGCAGCGUCCUCCUCCUGUUCCUAACCCAGACUAUGAGCCCAUCCGGAAGGGCCAGCGGGAAGUGUAUGCAGGCCUGGAACCCAGGGGCUUCUGAAAUUCCCAUGGAUGACAGGCUGGAAAACAGUGGCAGAGGGGCUGAGUGCUUCUGUGCAGCUUGAUACCGGAUCUCUGCUGUCGUCCUGAGCCCCAGGCAUUUGGGGAUAAGCUAGAUGGCUACACAGCACAGGCACCGUACUGCCAUCAGCUGUCCCACCUUGACGUGCUCCUUCUGCCUUCAGGCUGACACUAGGGAAAAGGAACAGACGAACACAUUGGCAAGAGAGCUUUUCCUUCUCGUUAAAGGACUGAAGCCUUGCUUGUGGUUCCUCGCCUCCUUUUCCCUCACACUUCUUUCUCUCUGCUCUGGGACUUUCUCCUCUAUUUUGUUCUUUGCCAUGGGUGCCUCCACUUGCUGCUCAUGCCUCCCCGGGUAGCUGACAGCUACAGAGUGAUGGUUCUCAGAGCACCUGGCCUCUGACCCUGUCCUGCUCUCCUACUCAUAGCUUGUCUUGACUCUCGCUGCCCAGGAUUGUGACAGAAGGCAGCUAGUAUAUUAAGCACAAAAUAGAAAAGCCACUGCUUUGAAUACAAAUAUUUUAGUCAAAAAAUGAUUUUGCCUUUAAAAGAAUGAGAAACCCUUCUCCCAGUACAUGGGGCCUGGCCCAGUCAUCCCCAGCCCGGUCCAGCCACCCCCAGCCCUUCUUCUGUGGGAAGUGAGUGGGGCUGAGUACCACUUUGCAUCCAGGGUCCUUUAUGUUUCGGAGCCUCGGCAGAACAUCCUGACAGGGUCACGUGGGGCCUUGGCACCCUCCCAAGCCAUCUGAAAGCUUCCUGGUAGGAAGUUUAAGUGUUUGGCUGAGCAUCAGAUCUUUGUUCCUAUUAAAUUACGGGGCUCCUAGAUAUUUCAGCUGAGAUUGGGCCCCUACCUAACAAUGAGUAUCAGCUUUGCAGUCUGACUGGGACAGCACAAGGGGGAAUUUUGUGUUUCCCAGCUUGGAACUGAGCCCCUUUGGCUGAGCCCCAGACCAGCGCUCUGCCCUGAAAACAGCCUGUUUAGUGGAAUGACAAAGAAUGCAGUGGGGCCACACAGGUGAUGCCCAGGCCCUACGAGAGCCAAGAGAGCAUCAAACCCUUUUGCUAGGUUAUCUUUCUCAUCCCAGAGACUUCUGGGGCAGAGGCUCCAUUCCUACUCCUAUUCUGUAGCGCAGUCCAGCAUAAAAACAUUUUGUGGAGCAUGCUGUACCGUAGGGUACAUUUUGCUGGAGGAGUUUCAUUUUCCUGAGUGGAAAAUUUAUUUUAUUUAUUUUUCCACUUAGAGAUAUCUGUGAUCUGUCCUUUAUUGCUGCCCUUUCUCUCUCCUGUUUCAGCUCUGCCGGGUUCUCUCUCUUAAUAAGAUGGCAGGCUUCUUUGCCAUUGGUAAAGACCUGUUUUAACUUUUGUCAUGUACAUUAAAAAAAAUUGUGAUAGAUUAAUAAAAUGGGAGACAGCUCCCCAAGAUAUGCAUUGGAAAA